Molecule: messenger RNA, 5518 nt
Organism: Culex pipiens pallens (northern house mosquito)
Lineage: Eukaryota; Metazoa; Arthropoda; Insecta; Diptera; Culicidae
Product: SR-related and CTD-associated factor 4-like
Exons: 10
Coding region: 180-4388 (1402 amino acids)
Cellular component (GO): nucleus
Molecular function (GO): RNA binding
Source: RefSeq, a predicted model, not a curated record
CAGCAGCAGAAAAAAACGGUUCGCGGCCAUUUUGAGCAAAACCCAAAGUGCGUGUGUGAACAAAGCCGUACGGUGUGAAAUCGGAACGUUUUUUCGCGGAUUUUACCGUGCAAAAUAUGCCAGUGAAUGGCCAAAAGUUGGUGAAUUUUACGCGCAAACGAUAAUCGCAACGCUUUACGAUGGAUACGGUGCGAAUUUUCAACCAGGAGCUCUCGGGGCUGUACGAAGCGAAGCCGCCGAUCUCCAAGGCCAAGAUGGCCUCGAUAACCCGGAGUGCGAUGAAGGCCAUCAAGUUCUACAAGCACGUCGUGCAGAGCGUCGAAAAGUUCAUCUCCAAGUGCAAGUCGGAGUACAAGAUUCCGGGGCUGUACGUGAUCGAUUCGAUCGUGCGCCAGUCGCGGCACCAGUUCGGCACGGAAAAGGACGUGUUUGCGCCGCGGUUUGCCCGCAACAUGGAGGCAACGUUUGCGCACCUGUUCCGCUGCCCGCCGGAGGAUAAGAGUAAAAUCAUCCGCGUGCUGAACCUGUGGCAGAAGAACAUGGUGUUCGCGCCGGAGACGAUCCAGCCGCUGUUCGACCUGGCCAAUCCGGAGCAUCCGAUUCAUCUGCAGUACAACGCAUCGCUGGCCGCCGGAGGUGGCGGAGCGGACCAGUCCGGUACGGGCUCGAACGGUGCCGGUGGCCUCAACACGUCGGCCAUGUCGCACGAUUCGCCCGGUCCGAUGUCGCACGACGACCAUCACAGUAGCGGAGGCGGCGGAGGUGGUGGCGGCGUGGGCGGUUCCCAAUCGUCGGAUCCGAGCAAAGUGUUGGACCAGAACACGAUCCGCCAGCUGCAGCAGUUCCAGCAGAUUCUGAUGCGCCAGACGAGUGGGAGCGCCUCGGAAGCGGCCAAGAACCAGGUCAAGUUCGACAAGAAGCUGCUGGCGGCGGACUUUGACUACGGGAGUGAGGACGAGGAGGACAAGAACUCGCCGUCGGUGCCGUCGACGACGCUGCUGCCCGACGGAGGCAACAUCGCGGCCAUCCUGUCCGAUCCGAACGUGCUGAAGCAGUUGCAGCAGCUGCAGAACCUGCAAAAGCUGAAGCAGCACGAGAUGGAGGAAAAGCAGAGCAAACUGACGGAGAUGCGCCUGCAGGAGGAAAAGUUCGAAAAGCAUCUGGCCAGCGUCCUCAAGGUACCGACGAACAACAGCACUUUCGCUGCCAUUACUAGCUCUUCUUCUAUUAGCAAUCUCACCACUGCCCACCAGCAGCUGAUGAAGAAUAAACUACCCUUCGCCAACGAGUGCGACCUGAGCCGGCAGCCGGCGAUCGACCUGAACGCGGGUUUGUCCUCGUCCAAGGAUGGCGACGGUGAUGACUUCGGCAUGGUCACGGAGGUCAUCAGCGAUACGCACAGCUCGUCGCCGCGGAGUCUGCCCCCGGACAACACGUACAAGUCGUCGACCUCGUCGCGUCGUAGGAAGAGCCGCUCGCGGUCGCGCGAUCGUGGACGUGAUCGGGACCGCGGAGGUCGCAGCCGUCGAUCGCGGUCGAGGUCACGCAGCCGGUCGCAUUCGCCGCGCCGCGGAGGAGGAACCAGCGGCCGAGGUGGACGCGGGUCAUCGCGGGACCGUGAACGGGAACGGGCCAGCCAGAAGGACAAGGAACGGGACAAGGAGCGCGAGCGAGAGCGCAAGAAGCGCGGACUGCCGGAGAUUCGAAAGGAGCACCUGAGUGUGUGCAGCACGACGCUGUGGGUGGGCCACCUGUCCAAGCUGGUCCAGCAGGAGGAGCUGUCCGAUACGUUCGGCAAGUACGGCGACAUUGUCAGUAUCGACCUGAUUCCGCCCCGGGGGUGCGCCUUUAUCGUGAUGAACCGGCGCCAGGACGCGCACAAGAGCAUGCAGAGCCUGAAGAACCACAAGAUGCACGGCCGCACCAUCACCAUCUCGUGGGCCACCGGCAAAGGCGUCAAGAGCAAGGAGUGGAAGGACUACUGGGACAUUGAGCUGGGUUGCAGUUACAUUCCGUGGAGCAAGGUUAGCCACGCGACCGACCUGGAAGCGCUGGAGGAGGGUGGCAUGUUCGACGACGAAACGAUGCCCCAGUGGCUGAAGGACAAAAUCGCCAACAAGGGCGCCGCAAGCGAUCCGGCGACUGCCACUGCUGCAGUUGCUGCCGCGGCGGCCGCAGCCAGUCUGAUCAAUCCGAUGUACCCGUUGGACACGAGCCAACCGCCGCCACCGCCCACGAUGCUGGCAGCUGCCGGAAUGGCAGGCCUGGCCGGAUUCCCGCUGGGUGCGCGCCUCCCAAUGAUGGGCCUGCCGUUGAUGGCCGGACUGGGCAUGAACGUUCCACCACCGAAUCUGAUGAUGGCCGCUGCCGCCAAUCCGCCACCACUUCCGAUGGGUGCUGGCUUUGGAGCCCUUCCGCCACCGCCCCCGUCCUCGAACGUGGUCAACCUGGUCAGCGGAGACGAAAUGGACAUCGAGAUGGAGGACGAAAACUCCAACUCGAACCACCCGCUGCAACCCCCGGCGGACCCGUCCGCGUUCUUCAACCAACCUCCACCCCCGUUGAUGCCGCCGGACUUUAACCGAAACAACCCGAUGGCCGGACUUAACCAGCAGGGCAUGGAUGCUGGCGGGGACAACAACGAGCGCGGUGGCCGUGGAAAUCGCGGCAACGACUUUGAUCGUCGUGGCGGACGCGGAGGCGAUCGGGGCCGUCGAGACUUUGACCGGGACGGUGGCGGCAACAACAGCCGGGAUGGGCCGGGAGGACGCGGACGGAGAAACUUCCGCGAUGGCAGCCAGGAGGGUCAGGAUCGGAAUGAACCGCGACAGAGCCGGUGGGGAAGCAACGAUCGGAAUCGCGGAGGAGGAGGAGGCGGUGGAGGAAGCGACAACGGACGGGACGAUCGGCCACUGUCGGAGCGACUGCGCGAACUGGCCGGGGCAGACUUUAGCCAGCGCAACGAUGGCAACGAUCAGCAGGGGCCGGGACAGCAGCAACAGUUUGGUGGGCGGAACUUUAGAGGUGGUCGCAAUAUGAACAACGAUGGCGAUGAUUUCAACAAUCGCGGAGGAGAUGACUUUGGCGGAGGACGCCGGGGUGGUAACUUCCAGCAGGGAGGACGCUUCCAGAAUCAGCGCGGAGGUCGCUUUAACAAUCGGGGAGGUCCUGGAGGAGGAGGUGGGUUCAUGCACAAUCGUCAACAGCAACAGCGCGGUGGUUCAGACGGUGGCGACAUGCAGCAGGGCGGACCGAUAAACAUCAUGUCGCUGAUAUUCAACAAUGAAGACAUGCCGGGCGGCGGAAUGGACGGUGGCAACAUGGACCCGGACAUGAUCCAGGAGCAGAUGCAGCAGCAGUUCUUCGACGGUGGUAACAACAACAACAACAACUUUGGAAAUCGCCGCGGUGGAAACAACUGGAAUGAUCGUGGAAACCGAGGUCGGGGUGGCAAUUGGCGCGAUAAUAACGACGGCGGGGACAAUAGCGAUGGUGGUGGCGGAAGAGGUCGGUUUGGUCGCCGUGGAGAUCAACAGCAGCGCGGAAAUCAACGCCGGAAUGACUUUGGUGGAUUUGGUGGAGGAGAUGAACAGCAGCAGCAGCAUCAUCAAGGAGGAAGGGGAGGUCAAGGGGGAGGAAUGAGGUGGGAUGAGAACGACGAAACUUGGGAUGAUUUGCCGGCGGCGAAGCCGCGCGGGGAUAAUCGUCCUCCUCCGCGUGAGGACAAUCGUCCUCCCCAGCGUGACGAACCGGUCCAGCAGCAGAAGCCGCGCGAAGAACCCCAGCGCGAUUCGCAGGACACGGGAAUUCUCGGUGGCGGCGAUGAGUGGGAGUGCGACGCACCGACGCGCAUUGCUCCGAUCUUUUCGGAACCUGCUCGCCAGGAGGAGCCGCCGUCUUUCGGUGGUGACUCGGCUGGUGGCGGCGAUUCCAAGCAGGACCGCCAGGAAGGUGGCAACGUAACUCCGCUGUUUGACGAGUCCGCGCCGGCACCGGCCGCGGCUCGCGAGCCGGAAAUGUUCCGCAAUUCGAGUCCUCCGCCCAGCAGAGUAGAGCGUGACCCGGAACCGGAGCCCCAGAGAGCACCAUCUCCGGUGCCGAACCGACCCCAGUUGUACUCGCCUUCGCCGCCGCCGCAGGCUGCACCGGAAGAGCGCUUUGAAGAGCGUAGUUUCCAGCAGGAGCAGCAGUCACCGCAGCAAGAACAGUUCCAGCCGGAGCCGGAACCGCAGCGUUUCGAGCCGGAACCGGUGCGGGAGUCUGCUCCAGACCCGCAGCACUUUGCCGAUGAGGCACCUCCUCCUCAGGCAGAGGCCGUCGACGCUGGUUCUGCUGCGGCACCUCCUUCGGAGGAAUCCGGCGCGCCGCCGCAAACGGACGAAGCUUAAGCCGAAAGUGUGUUUAUCUUCUACUCUGGACAAAGCGUGAAUAUGAAGAAUCCGUAUUCAACCCGUGUCGUUGCAGCAAGGUAGGAACAAGUUUUACUCUGUAAAAAGAAUAUGAACGAUAAUAGCAAAAUGACAGCAAUCCCAAUUUUUAUUUUGGAAUGUACUCAAAUCCCGGUGUUGCUUACCUGUAGAAAAAGGAAACAAUUUCGUAAACAUUUACCACAAAUACAUAAACAAAAAAAUCGCUUAGAUGGAUUAGGUUGCAAAACGCGAACAAAUCGUGCAGAAAUUCUUUGCAACAGCUCGUUUCAUGUUUGCAAAACAAAACCAAUAGAAACUUACACUUACAUAAUAAUAUAUAAAAAUUAAAGGAAAAAAAAAUCAACUUGAAUUAUUAGCAAACAAAUUGGAACUGUGAUAUUGGAUGCCCUAGACUGUGAGGUGACGCAACCAGCAUUUCUUAAAACAGACCUUCACUGUAAAAGAAAAUACGAGAUUAGCUAGCCAAAAAAAAAAAAGAGAGCAAAUAAAUCAUUCAAGAGAUUUGUCAAACUAGCAAAAUCAAACCGCUGCUUGUUUUGAAAUGUUCGAAUAAGAGAAAAACACGAGGAAAACUCGCGCAAAAAAAGAAAGGUAAGGAGAAUCGCAGCGUCAUCAGCAGCAGCGGAAGCCGCGGCGUGGGACUCCGAGAAGAAGAGAAGAUACUCGCGCGCGCGCUUGCACUCGAGUUGAGUGACUUGUGCAAGGUACAGUGCAAAAACCAUCAUACCUACAUUAAAAUUCGUUUAAUUUUAAUUUAAAAGAAAACAAAAAAUAAUGCUUGGAAAAGUUAAAGCGAGCACAACAAGCUAGGGCAACGGCGAAAAUAUCACAGUGACAGUUUUGUGUUGUCUAUUAGAACGUAGUUUUUUGCAUAAUCUAUUUCCCCUUCUUUUCCCUCUCUCUUUUUGAUCAAAUGAAAUACUUACAUGUUUGAACUAAAUACAUACACUUUAAACAGUUGAAAAUAACUGAUUAUUGCGCGCGGCAAGCGCGCGAAAUUAAUAUAUCGAUGGUAUCAAGUAUAAACAUAAUUGAAUGAAGCAUAAUAAACAUUUACGUUACAUCCUAGAGUGGUUGAAAAACAAUAA